AUGGCCACUGCUAAGGACAUCCUCGAGAAGCAGAUGAGCAUAGAGUCCAUGAUUGCAUCACGAAUUGAUGAUUUUGAGAGGAAGCUCGCAGCAUCCACUACUUCAGCAGACAAGAUGUCAGAUCUCGGGGCCCUGGCUAAAGACUUCGCAUCAUUCAAGGAGAUGGUUGUAGGUGUUCUCCGCCUCCUCCAAGACCAAGUGGCCAGCCUGGCGGGAAGAGUCGAGGAGAUGGACUGCCACAGCCGGCGCAAUGCCCUUUUGUUCUCUGGCAUUGAGGAGCAGGAUGGAGAGGACUUGGCAGCAGUCAUCACAGGCACUGUGACAGGCAAGAUGGGAUUGGCUGAUUUCAGCCCGUCUCAGAUUCAACACUGCGUCCGGAUUGGUGCCAAAAAUCCAAAAAGGCCACGCCCUAUCCUAGCCAAGUUCACCAAUAUCUCUGUGAAGGCUUCAAUAUGGGCAAGAAAGACGCAGCUGAAGUCGAGUGGCACAGUUGUCGGUGAGUUCCUCACUAAGAGCCGGCAGGAGUACUACGCCCGCGCGCGCCGACACUUCGGAGUCAGCGCGUGCUGGACGAUGAAUGGCGCCGUGCAUGUGAAACUCGCUGACGGCAACAAGGCAACCAUCGUCUCGGCGGCGCAGCUGGACGAGCUCUGCAGGAAGCAUCCUGCAGUGGCUCCGACGACCACGGCGGCGGCCGCCAAGACUCCAGGUGACAAGGCCGUGCCCAAGCCCAGCAAGCCAGUGACCAGGAGCAAGGCCACUGUCUCAGCCAAGCAUGCCACCCACCAUCCGCCUAAUUCAGACCCAACCCUCCUGGAUUUGACUAUUGUGUCUUCGCCGAAUCUCCGUAAUUUUAAGAAGGUGGACGAGCAGCAGUUGUGUGAAGAUGCUAAGGCUGUUGACUGGGCACAGCUGAACGGCAUAGACGACAUUGACGAGAGGGUUGCUCUGUUUAACUCUCUCCUCACCGAUCUUUUUGAUAAACAUGCACCCCUCCGUCCAGUCCAUGUUAAACAGCUGCCUGCCCCUUGGCUCACAGAUGACAUAAAGAGGCUCAUGUCCAAACGUGAUCACGCCAGAUUUCGCUACAAGAAGCAACCCACUGAGGAGCACGAGAGGCUGUACAAGGAGCUGAGGAACCGCUGCAAUAGAGUGUCCUCACCAAUAUCAACGCCGCGCUUCUCGGGCUCCUCAUGGCUGGCUUUGCGCGCACUACGAGGCGCAUAUAAGCGCGUGCGCGUAAGAAUUCGCGUGCGCCCCGAACGCGCAAGAGGCGUGCUGCUGCUAACAGGAGAGCAUGACGACCUGUCGGGUGAUUACCUGGCCUUGAUACUGCGCCAAGGACGGGUGGAGUUGAGGGGGACAAACAGUCCAACACAUUUUCAUGACUACCUGUCGGGUGAUUCUUAUCUUGCGCUGCCGCUGAUACUGCGCCAGGGACGGGUGGAGUUGAGGUUCGACUGCGGCAGCGGGGCCGGCGUCCUCCGCUCCCCUGAGCCAGUGAGGCUCGGCCACUGGAACACCAUCUCUGUGUACCGACACCGAUGGGACGCGUGGCUGAGACUGAAUAAUGGGAAGAGGGUGCGGGGGCGAUCUAAGGGUCUAUUUUCCCGCAUGACGUUCCGCGAGCCGGUCUGGGUCGGCGGCGCGGGCAACACCACGGGGCUGCAGAGCAAACUCGGCCUUAGUGAGGGGCUGCUCGGAUGCGUGGACUUCCUGAGGAUUAAUGGAGACACGUAUAGAUUGGUCACCGAUGCUGCGGCUACUUAUGAUAUUGCGGAAUGCGCCCCGACCCUGGCCCCAUGGAAGCCAUCCAACGAGGUCACCAGCGAAACCUCCCCACGUCAUCAUUCUGAGGAACACCACGCUGUCUAUGACAUCAACGACAUCGUCCACUUCGAGGACAAUGACCUCGUCAUGAGAGAUCCAAAGACAAAAGACGACCGCAACGUUCUAGACAAUUCCAUAGAGCAGUUCAAACAUAACCUCAAUUUCGCGCCGAAAAGCAAUGAUAUCGCAAAAAUACAAGUGAUAUCAAACAGGGUGAAGAUUAAAGAUGGUAAUGAUGUGGAGAUGGAAUUAAAGGGUGAUGAAGGGAGUGUGAUGAAGAUGGAUAGAGAUGAGUGCUCGUGUCAACAUGGCGGCGGCUGCGUGGCAGGGGUUUGUCUAUGCCCCCUCGGCUAUGCUGGUUCUCGGUGUGAAAUCACGCUGGAUUUAAAGGUGCCGAGGUUCAACGGCUCGUCGUACCUGCGGCUCCCAGGGCUAGGGAACUCCGCGCAGGCCUGGCUCGACAUCCAGAUAACCCUGAAGCCGACGAGCGGCGACGGGCUGGUCCUAUACGACGCGGACCGAGCCAGUGGCGACGGCGACUUCUUCUCGCUGCACCUGAGGGACUACUUCGUGGAGUUCGCGUUUGAUCUGGGCUCGGGGAUCGCGCUGGUUAGAUCAGCGCACCCGCUCAAACCCAACACUUGGUCUCAAAUCUCCGUGACCCGCUCCGGGCGCCACGCCACCCUCACGCUCCACCCCAGCCCGCCCCAAUCACCCCACGACUCUCCCCAACCGCCCCAGAGUGAGACCAGAUCGGUGCGCUCGCGAGGGGCUGCAAGGAGGUUGCAGCUGAGACAGCCGCUGCUGCUGGGCGGGGCGCCUGAGCCGCUGCCGGCUCGACUCGCGUUGAAGGAGAGCUUUAGUGGAUGUGUUGCGCAGCUAAUAAUCAACGAUGAGACGCUGUCGGUGGUGUCAGCGGCGCUCGGAGGAGUCAACGUUGACAACUGCGACGAACCACACAAUGACAGCUGCACGCAAUGCAAAGAAAUCCUAGACCCAGUGCCACAAUACUCACAAAACAUAUCAGAGACCGACGCCCAUCACGCCAUUGUACCGAAAAAAGGUUUCAAACCGAAACCACAUAAAUUAAAACCCAAAAAACAUAUCCAAAAUUUACACACAGAAAAGGCGAAGAAAAAGAAAUUCUUUGCUAGUAAAAAGGAUGCUUUUUACAUGAAGGAAGCUGAAAGAAGUAAUGAUAUAUUGACCGAAGGCCCGGCGUAUGAUGGUCAGACUUACAUGCAAGUGAAGUAUUUGGAUACGAAUGAAAUCAACUGGGGUGACACUAAUUCGUACCCUAGUUUUAUGGGCACUGACAGUUUUAUACACAUUGAUGAUGAGGAGACGACGAAAAGACUAUCCAGCUCAUCUCUAGACAUCAACAUCCGGUUCCGGGCGCGGCGGCCGCGCGGGCUGCUCGUGUGGACGGGGCGCGCGCGCGACUACCUGGCGCUCGGGAUUGAACACUCCGUGCUCGUGUUUAGAUACAACCUCGGCAGCGGCGAGGUGGUGAUCGUGGCGAACCACACCAAGGUGGACGACGGGCUGUGGCACCGCGCUCGAGCCACCAGGAACCGCCAGGCGGGCGUGUUGGAGGUGGACGGGCUGGGCUCCGUCGGCAACAUCUCGCCGGGGAAGCUCAGGCAGCUGAACACCGAUAAUGGGCUGUAUAUCGGUGGCCUGCCGUCCAUCGAACAGAACACCAUGGGCAAAUACAAGACUGGCCUCGUCGGAUGUGUGUCCCAAAUAUCCCUGAGUGGGGACUUCGACAUACCACUGUCACUGUCCAAACUACCCCACACGAUCACAAACAACGUCGGCAGAUGCACGCCAUAAAACAUAGACAAUUCAUUUGAAUGAACGAAACGUCGUUCGAGUGAAUGAAUUAGUUCAUUUGAAUGAAUGAGUGGAUAGAGUUUGUUGUCUAUUGCACCUCGGUUUUAAAGAUUCGUUUUUGUGGUUGGAUUGCCGAAAAAUGAAUCUUAGGCCGGAUUUAGCUAAGUGUCUUUGUUUUGUGUAGUUAAAUGAAAAUUUCGUUGAUAUUAAAUGGUUUUUUCGGUAAGUGACUUUGGUUGGUUUGAUGCAAUGACCAAAUAAUUUUUAAAAUCUCCGCACAUAUCAUAUAAAUAAAUACUUACUAACGGAGGCAAUAAUGAUAAAAAUCUUAGUUGUUCAAACUAUCAAGACUUAUACUGUCGGUGUUUAUAAAAAUGCUAUACGUAUUCUUAGUCACUUUAGUGUAAGCAGAAACUUUUAGCUGUUUAUUUAUUUAUUCCGUUUUUUACCUGAUUCAGUUAAAAUCUAUUCUUGUCUAUGAUUUUAAUCUAUCGUUUCAUUUUUCCACGGUGUGAUGGAAACCUUUUCAAAGUGCUUUACUAUCUUGUAGUUACUUAAAAAAAAACUAUUUGUAAAGAGAACCUAGUCGUACGAGUGAUUUGCACGCAUCCAUUGGUUUAAAAUGUAAGUAAAUAUCUAUUAUUUUCUUCGUAUUAUAUAAAUAGCUAUCACAAAGGAGUUUGUUACAUUGUGAGUGUACCUAUUUUAUAUAAUAGUUCAUUAAGUAUAUAUAAACAUAGCGUUUGUAUAUCGAAAUUUUCAUAUGAGCGUGGUUCUAGUCAAAUGUAAGUAGAGUAAAUAAAUGAAAUGCCAUAGUAACUAUAAAUAAAUGAAACAUAUGAUUGAGCUUUGUAUAUUUAAGUGUAUCCGCGUAACAGUUUCUUUCGCUAUUUAUUUUAUAGCUCUUGACGAAUGCAUUUCAGAAAACUCAUUGAAAUACAUUUAAGCACCAGUCUAGUCAAUAGAGUGAUAGGUAUAUAUAAUAAUAUAUUAUCAUGUAGUGUAAUUUUAAAUGCGCUUUAAAUGAAAGUGGAAUAUAAAUUGAUAUUUUCUACCCUAUCAACCCAUACGGGUUUUGAUUUUCACCAAUAAGUUCUGUCAAUUAUCACUGUUAAUAUUAAUGGUAAAAUCUCAGGGUCGAAGGAUUUAUAAAUACCUAUAUAUGUUCUUUGUAAUACAUAUCCUAUAUUAUCAUAAUUGAUUGAUUUAUGUCCAAGAAAUCAAGAAUAAGUCUGAUCCCUUAAGAAGUCGAUGAUCCAAAGCAAUUUUAACAAAUAUCAUUUUGUUUUGUAAGUUUGCUAUGUAUAAUAUGAUAAUUAUGUACAACGUAUGCAAUAUGAAUAAAUUCAAUUGGGGGGCAUUUUUUACAAAUUUAACACCAAUUAAUAAUAUAAUUUACAUAAAUAUAAAACGUUGUUUUCAUACAUUAACCAACAAUACGUAAUAAAAUAAGUCAUAUAAAAAACUAUAUGUUAUAUUUUAUCGAUCGAAUUCAUUUGAUAUUAUACAAAGAAGUGCCCCUCAAUGUUUGCGCCAUACAAAACCACUUUUUGAUAGAUUUUGUAAAGCAGACCGUUUCGAAGUAGGCUCGGCCAUUAAAAAUAAAUUAAUCAUAGAUUAUGUCGUUUCUGUUAAUAGGAUUGUUGAACUUGUGAUAAAAUUUACGUAAGAAACAAAUGAUUCAUAGAAAUACUUUACCUUAUCUGUAUUUUAUCAACAUAAAAUAUGGUUAUACUUAAUCAUCAACCGGCAUGACAUACUUUCGGCUUAGGGCCAGUUUUUUGAAGCGUAGUUAACUCAACCAUGGGUCAUAAUAACAACAGUUAGUUGAAAAACCAACAAAAUUCGUAUGCAACUUGACAUGACUUGACUAAUGGUUAAAGUUGACUACGAAUUAAAAAACCGGCCCUUAGCUAGGUAACUACCUACACUUUCCUCAUCUAUCUACCACCGACUACCUUUCUUAGCUACUUAUAGUAGGUAUUUGCUUAAACAAGUUUCAAGCCUUGAUAAUUUUCGCAUGAAUGUUCUAAAAUUUUAAGGGUAAAUCUAUUUUGCCAUACAAAAGAGUUCAACGCGCAAGUUCAAUAAUCGCUUAACCAGAAUACACUGUGGUUCUAUGAAGGAGAGUAGAGUAUACUUGUGUCAUACUAAUGAAUAGCUUCACUAGCAUUAGUUUUGUAUGUGAAAACUGUCCGAUGUAAUAUACGCCGUUAUUUGUACAAAAUUAUAUCAAUAAACAAACUGGAAAACUUUAA
This is a messenger RNA of Plutella xylostella (diamondback moth), 5924 nucleotides long. RefSeq names its product pikachurin. The record is from RefSeq and is a predicted model, not a curated record. Lineage: Eukaryota; Metazoa; Arthropoda; Insecta; Lepidoptera; Plutellidae.